Molecule: messenger RNA, 765 nt
Organism: Rhodamnia argentea
Lineage: Eukaryota; Viridiplantae; Streptophyta; Magnoliopsida; Myrtales; Myrtaceae
Exons: 1
Coding region: 1-765 (254 amino acids)
Source: RefSeq, a predicted model, not a curated record
AUGAAGCUUGAAGGUUGGAAAGAAACCCUCAUAUCCAAGGCGGGGAAAGAGAUUCUAAUAAAAUCAGUGGUACAGGCAAUUCCACAGUAUGCAAUGUCGAUAUUCAAGAUACCCACUUCAAUCUGCAAAUCAAUGGAGAGGAAAAUCGCGUCUUUUUGGUGGAGUAAUAGUGAGUCCAAAACCGGACAGCACUGGAAAAGAUGGGAUAUCCUGAAAACCAGAAAGGACAAAGGGGGGCUAGGCUUUAAAGAUCUUAUGGAUUUCAACAAAGCUAUGCUAGGUAAGCAAGCUUGGAGAAUAGCUCAAAAUCGAGUUCACAUGUGGAGCAGAUUGCUAAAAGGAUUGUAUUACCCGGACAAAUCCUUUUUUCAUGCGAAGAAAGGUUCAAGACCAUCCUGGGGCUGGCAAAGUAUUCUUUAUGGAAGAGAAGCCAUUUCGGGGUCAGUGAGUUGGUCAAUAGGCAAUGGCGAAACGGUUAACAUAAGAGAGGACCCUUGGCUAAAGAGGGGUAUUAUAGGUGGUCCAGCAAAUGUAAAUGACCCUUCUUUUGUAGCAGAUCUCAUUUUAAAACAGAAUGCUAUGUGGGAUGAAUCAACACUUAGACGUGUAUUUGAUGAAGAACUAGUUAAAGAGAUCUCGUCUAUACCGCUAAACCUGCCUCUUGGAAAGGACAAGCUUAUAUGGACAGGGAAACAAUCGGGAGAUUAUACAAUAAAGAAUGGCUACAAUGUUAUCAGAGAUAAAGUACCCCCGACCUUCCUUUGA